Dalotia coriaria is the source of this 1010-nucleotide messenger RNA. It is a transcript of the gene RpL7A, whose product is annotated as ribosomal protein L7A. Gene Ontology annotation, biological process: ribosome biogenesis; maturation of LSU-rRNA. The record is from RefSeq and is a predicted model, not a curated record. The coding region runs from base 148 to 954 and encodes 268 amino acids. The transcript has 6 exons. Gene Ontology annotation, molecular function: RNA binding. Gene Ontology annotation, cellular component: cytosolic large ribosomal subunit. NCBI's taxonomy places the organism in Eukaryota, Metazoa, Arthropoda, Insecta, Coleoptera, Staphylinidae.
CAACAUUGCGAGUUAACGUCAUGCUGGCACCGCACGCGGUAGCGCUCUCUUCGCUCCGGUCGCGUUCGCAUCGGCCGUACGUGUUUAUGAUCACGUAAAAUAAUUCCGGUUUUAUUUAGACCAUCCGUCGGUUGAGAAUAUUCUAUAAUGGUGCAAAAGAAGCCUAAGAAGAAGGUGGGAAAGAAAGUAGCGGCCGCACCUUUGGCUGUGAAAAAAGUCGAGCAGAGGAAGGAAGUCAACCCUCUGUUUGAGAAGCGUCCACGCAACUUCGGCAUUGGCCAAGACAUCCAGCCCGUUCGUGACUUGUCGCGCUUCGUGAAAUGGCCGAAAUACAUCCGCAUCCAGCGGCAGAAGGCUGUCCUCCAGAAGCGUCUGAAGGUGCCGCCACCAAUCAACCAGUUUACACAGACUCUUGAUAGGCAAACAGCUUCGCAGUUGUUCAAACUUCUGCAGAAAUACAGGCCUGAGACGCCCAUUCAGAAGAAGAAGCGUCUGCAAACCAAGGCCGAAGCUAAAGUCGCCAAGAAGGAAGAGGCGCCUUCCAAGGUGCCCAAUAUGGUGCGUUCUGGCACUAACACUGUCACCAAGCUGGUGGAGCAGAAGAAAGCACAGUUGGUCAUCAUUGCUCAUGAUGUCGACCCAAUUGAGCUGGUUCUGUUCCUCCCCGCACUCUGCAGGAAGAUGGGUGUCCCAUAUUGCAUUGUCAAGGGCAAGGCGCGUCUUGGACUCCUCGUCAGGCGUAAAACUUGCACAUGCGUUGCACUCACCCAGGUUGAUUCUGGCGACCGCGCCAACUUCAACAAGCUUGUGGAGGUCGUCAAGACGAACUUCAAUGACCGUGGUGAUGAGUUGAGGCGUCACUGGGGCGGUGGUAUGCUCGGCUCGAAGUCGGCGGCGCGUGUUGCCAAGCUGGAGCGUGCGAAGGCCAAGGAGUUGGCGCAGAAGCAGGGCUAGGAUGCGCACCUUUGGUGUUAAUGUUCGAUUUAAAUAUAAAACAAUCAUAAAAAUUA